GUGAUCUAGAAUCAGUGCAUCGUAAAAUAGUAUUGUUAGUAGAAUCUCAAGUAAAAGAAGUCCGUACAACUAUUUCUUCUCAACAUAUGAAAUCUCUUCUGCAAUCUCUUACACAACUGUAUCGAUUCUGGACACUACACCAACAAGCUACUGUUUAUGCCCAGCUGGAAGAGCUAACAUAUAUUCCUCUCACUGUAGUAGAAAAUCUAGUUAUUAAUAGACCACGAGAAAAACCAGUUGGGGCAAAAAAUCAAAAAUCUGUACGACGAGAUCCAUCUGCAUUUGAGAUUGCUGAAAAAAGGCCAAGACAAUGUAGUACAUGCCAUCAAAUUGGUCAUAAUUGCCAAACAUGUCCCAAUAAAUAA
Messenger RNA from Dentiscutata erythropus, 365 nucleotides. The record is from the annotation of a GenBank genome assembly. NCBI's taxonomy places the organism in Eukaryota, Fungi, Glomeromycota, Glomeromycetes, Diversisporales, Gigasporaceae.